Messenger RNA from Fusarium sp. VM40, 1476 nucleotides. Lineage: Eukaryota; Fungi; Ascomycota; Sordariomycetes; Hypocreales; Nectriaceae. The record is from the annotation of a GenBank genome assembly.
AUGGACCUUGUGCCACAAGAAGACGCCGGGACGGUUGAAGAACACCUAGAUUUCUAUCGGGAUCCCUACCGAAGAGGUUAUGCUCAGCCGGAUGGCCGGGAAGUUCAAGUUUCGGAAAACAGACGGGAUGUUGAAUAUCCAACGACGUACGAACUAUUCAAAACUGAUGACGAAACGAAAAGAUUAGUCGCCAAGUUAUGCAAUGCCGUCUCAUAUAAGCUGCGUCAUCCAUAUCGAACAACACUCGAACCGAUCUACAACAUGUACCUUCAAUUGCCCGAACCACGGAUGUUGCAUCUCACCUGGCAAUGGCGGAAUAGGCUACUCAAGGUCAUGGGCACCCCGCCGAGGCGAAGUUCGGAAUCGAUGCUGCGUUACUUUACGCUGGUUGCUGAUGUCAAAACCGCAGGAUUGACGUUAAGACUGGCGCAUUGGAACUAUGCUCUAGCUUUUGCUACCAAAUAUUCGGCUCGUGUGACCUCGACUGAGAUGGACACUGCCUUAAGGCUGUGGAAGGAGAUGGAGCGAUCGGCCAACGUCAAAGGAAAUGAAGUGACAUUCAAUAUCCUGUUCGAUGUGGCUUCCAAAGCGGGCAACUUUGUUCUUGCCGACAUGAUUUAUAAGGAGAUGGAGGCCCGUGGAUUCGAAUUUAACCGAUAUCACCAUGUUAGUCUGAUACACUAUUUCGGACUGAGGUUGGACUCAAACGGGAUUCGAGCUGCUUAUAAGGACAUGGUUGAGGCUGGUGAGAUGAUUGACACUGUGGUGCUCAAUUGUGUUAUAUCGGGCCUCCUGCGAUGUGGUGAAGAGUCAGCAGCAGAAGUGACUUAUGAGAGAAUGAAGUCUGGUCAUGAGAUGGCGCCCAAUCUCCCGGAUAGGGACUACGGGAUGGGUCGGGUCGUUACGAAGGUGUUGAUGAUGUUCACGAGAAUUGGCAGGAAGCAUCCCGAGCUUCAGAAGCCGUUGCAGAAGCAAAUGCAACUCUCACCAAAUCUUCACACCUAUAAGCUUUUCGUCGAGCACUACUCAGUCAAGAUUGGAGACUUGGCCAAGGUAGCACAAUACCUUGACGAGAUGAAGUUUCUUAAGAUUCCGAUUCACGCAACGAUCUUUCUAUCCCUUUUCAAGGGAUUUUAUUCCCACGGCGGCUUUACUAGCUCAGAGUGGAGCGAGCAGCGCCUGGAAGGAGUGUUGAAAGCAAUGUACCAGGCAAGAGACGAGAGCAUUCGAGGCUUUACCAUCGACCGAUGGCUGGUCAUCUGGGCCCUUCGAGCAACCAAGAAGUGCUGCUCUGAUGAAACCGUUGUUCAAGUGUAUGAUGAAAUGGCGAAACGCUGGGAUAUUCCGCUGGACCGACAGCCGUUUAUACAGUCCCUGCUCCAAAGCAUUCUUGACGGCGCAGAUAUGAAAUCGCCGAUGGGUCAAUGGGAAGGUCCUUCGUAUCGAAGAUAUAAGAAAGAUGGAACGAGAUUAUGA